AUGGAGGACGAGCCCCAAGCACCGCAAACUCUGGGAACUGCUUUACUUUUAGUUGUUUUUCCGGUGAUCGCGCUAUUGUCACUUCAUUUCCUCUCUGCAAAAAACACAAGAUAUCCCCCACUUAUCAAAGGUUGGAUUCCUUGGCUUGGAUGUGCGAUUGACUUUGGAAAAGCUCCUCUCGACUUCAUCAAGAAAUCUUGGCAGAGGCAUGGAGCUGUGUUUACUUUGUAUGCAGCUGGGCAGCGAAUGACCUUUCUAACAGAUGUUGACGAUCUUCCGUUGUUCUUUAACUCGCCACAGGCGGAUUUUCAGUUAGCGGUAGAGGAGGCGGUGAAAAACACAGCUGGAAUCGACAAGGGCGAUUUUUUUGCCAAUCAUCGUAAAAUCCAUGACUUGGUUAAAGGAAGAUUGUCGUCCACGUCCAAUUUGCAGAAAUUAGCCCCAAAGGUUGCACGUCACAUAGACGAGUACCUUAGCAGUGGUAUGUGUGUCCAAGUAUAAAAGAGUUACAGUGGAACUUGUUGAUGAAGGGGUAAACUUCAUUGGCGGAUCCAGGGGAGGGGCCUGGGGGCCUGGUCCCCCCUUAUUUUUUGACCAAAAUGAGGCCCGAAGGGCCGGAAAAAAUUUUUUUGGAGACCGGGUACCCCCUUAUCUCAGGGUCUGGAUGACCCCCCCCCCCUCCCCCUAUCUGAAGGUCUGGAUCUGCCACUGAACUUGUUACAGUGGUUCCAGUUUUAGAUGUGAGGGGGCUCUUGGGCUUUAACAAAACUUUGACCCCCUUCUGACCCUCUGUAAAGUUGACAGGUUUAGUAAAUAUCUAAAUACAACAGAGAAUAUAUUAUUGAGGCCAAUGUAACUUAUGAAUAAUAAUUGUUAUACAGGUUUCUUAUUUUUUUGAGCAAGUGGGCAGUAAAGUUGAUAAUGAUUGUUUCACUACAUCAGGGGCACCCAAUGUCAAUUUUUGGAAAGUAUCUGUUAGGAAGACUAUUUGAGAUCUAGAAUUUUUGGAACAUUUGUUGUAAAAUGUCUUGCUUGCCUGCCUCUCUUAGGAAUGUUGAACAUCUAAAAAAUGGUGUAACUGCCCAUUUUUAACAGAUUUUUACCCUAAAAAAUUCACCUAGAAUUUUUGGGAGCCUUUUUUCUGGAUGAAAUUUUUGAAAAGGUAAGUUUUGAUCCCUAUAAUCUUUGGAUCACUAGACUUUCGGCUAGGAAAUCUGAACACAUGAAAAAUUCUUAGGGGAUAAAAAUAUGCCUAAAUCUACCUGGUACCAAUUAAAUACUUAAAUAUGGUUAACAAUGCUAUGUUUAAGUGGUUUUGAACUAUAUUCUCAUUAGGUGCCCCUGAUACAUUGCCACUCAUUUAUUUGGAAGAAAUAACUAACACUUUUGAUAAAAACAUUUGAAACAAUGGCAUCAGGCAGAUGAAAUGUAACAUGGCUUUUUGUGUCACCCCACCGUAAAAUUUUCAGGAGGAACAAAACUUCUGAAAAAAUAGCUGGCCCAACUGUUGAUACCAGUUUUAGGAUUUUGCGGCCAUUUUUUGGUAAAAGGAACUGAUUGGUGCAAAUGGUGAACAAAAUUCCAGCAUGAAAUUUGUGGGUGCUGAAACUUUCUUACCAUUUGCUCAGACCGUGAACUGACCAGUUUUCCCACGUAAAUAGUAAACAACCAUUAUUUCCAUGGAAUCUUCGAGGGGAUCAGUGCAGGGUGUCACUAGGGGCUCAAGAUCAAAGCAUCGAGGUUUUUCUAAGUUAGAGGUGGCACAGAAGAAUUUUAAGACUAUUAACUCUGCUAAAAAAUUUGCACUCUUGGGAAUAUGUGACUAUCUGUGAGAGAUUUGGGCUUCUGAACAUUUCAAAGAACUUACCACAUGUUAAAUAUUUUAAUACUUACAUUUCAUCUCAGCCCAUUGAGUUUCGUUUCCUAUCAGCUGACUGACCCAUUUUUGUUAAAAAUUAUGAAAACAAAAAGAAUUCCCUUCUAUAGUGAAUAUCUGCUGUUUUUUCUUCUGCAAAAAACAAACAGUUCACUACAAUUUUUUCUUGAACUGAAAAUUAAUAUCACCUUUUACUUUUAUCAUUAACUUGUAUAAAAUAGGUUUGAUGUUUUGCACAGGAAUAGCUUAGUACACACCUUGCCAUCGUUUUUGUUUAGAAUGCUGGUGUUUUGACAUCCACAAGAAUUGCUUGUAGUAAUUUCUUUUUCUUUCCUAUUUUUUGCUUGACCAACCAAUUCUCCCCAUUGAAGAGAAGGCAGUGGGAAACAAAACACUUCGACCCACUUAAAUGUAUCACCUUAGCGGCUUUACAACGUUAUUCUUAUUACCAACAGUGCUUUUUUAAUGCCAGUGCUCACGGGGGCAAGGAUGGUGCAGUGGUGAGAGCACUCAUCUCCCACCAAUGUGGCUGGGGUUCAAUCCUGGCGUUGAUGCCAUAUGUGAGUGUGAAUUUGUUGUUGGUUCUCUCCUUGCUCUGAGAGGUUUUCCUCUGGGACUACAGUUUUCCCCUCUCCUCAAAAACCCUUGCUCUGAGAGGUUUUCCUCCGGGUACUCCAGUUUUCCCCUUUCCUCAAAAACCAACAUUUCCAAAGUCCAAUUCGACUAGGAAUCAGGUAGAUGAAGAACCACUUGGUGGAUGUGCUACGUCUUAAUCGUUAUUUAUUUAUUUGUUUAUUAUUUACCCACCAGCCAAAAUUCCAGGGGCUGAAGUUGACUUGAUGAGUUUGGUUCGCGAUGUUGUCUUCAGUGCUGUUGUUCCCACACUCUUUGGAUCUGGUGUCCUUCCUCAGUCUAUAAAAGAGUUCAAAAAGUUCCAAAAACGGUUUGUUCAAUUUGAUGGCAGCUUUGAACAUGGAGCAAGGCUACCUGAAUUUCUGUUGAAAGACUGGUCCAAGUCAAAACAUUUUUUGUUGGAUAAGUUCUCUGAUGUACUACAAAAGCAAUUGUGCACAGGUGUCAAAGAGGAUUCUUUGCUUCAGUCAAUGGUUGAUUCACUGACUGGAGACUGUGCACCAAAUUACGCUGUUCUCUUGCUCUGGGCAUCACUUGCAAAUGCUGUUCCAAUAACAUUCUGGACUUUGGCAUUAGUGCUGGCUAACCAGGCCAUCAAGAAGGAUGUGCAGAAGGAAAUUGAUGAAGUACUGGGACCAUACAUAAAUAGUGAAGGUAAUAAAGGACCUGUUUGUAUGAGGUGAGCCAGCCUGCUUAGCUGGGUUGGCUAGCAGGUCACAGGUUUUAGUGAUCUGACAGUUAAAUAAUGAAAUCAUUAAGCUAUUUUACAUUUAAUUAUUAUUCUUUGGAUGUUUCUGAUUGUUUAUUCACUCACAUGACAAUCACAUGGCCUGUUAGUGCAAAGUCAACAAAAUGGAUAAACGGAAAUGAAGUGGCAUAUUAAUAAAAUGAUCUGUCUUUGCACAGAAACCGUGAAACCAUGUUGCACAGCUAGCAUAGAGCAUAUCACGUGUUAGAGAGUAUAAAGUAAUGCUCUGGCUCUGGUUGUUUAAACGUUGGAUAACCCAGUCCACCUGAUAAAUCACUAUCCAGCAGAUAAGAAUUAGGAAAACCAAUUAUGCCAUCCAGUUUGUAUAGAUUUAUCCAAUGGAUAGCGUUAAUCCACCCCUCCAACAAGAUCGAACAACUGGUCUCAGGUGUAUUAAUAUUACUAAAAGUAAACUUCCAUAUGCUCAUUUGUAG
Porites lobata is the source of this 3691-nucleotide messenger RNA. The record is from the annotation of a GenBank genome assembly. NCBI's taxonomy places the organism in Eukaryota, Metazoa, Cnidaria, Anthozoa, Scleractinia, Poritidae.